Messenger RNA from Micropterus salmoides (largemouth bass), 910 nucleotides. It is a transcript of the gene immp2l, whose product is annotated as inner mitochondrial membrane peptidase subunit 2. Gene Ontology annotation, biological process: mitochondrial respiratory chain complex assembly. The record is from RefSeq and is a predicted model, not a curated record. Gene Ontology annotation, cellular component: mitochondrial inner membrane peptidase complex; membrane. The transcript is spliced from 6 exons. The coding region runs from base 197 to 730 and encodes 177 amino acids. NCBI's taxonomy places the organism in Eukaryota, Metazoa, Chordata, Actinopteri, Centrarchiformes, Centrarchidae. Gene Ontology annotation, molecular function: serine-type endopeptidase activity.
GGCAGCAGAGACGCGUCCAGCUUCUGACCCGCGUGUUUCACCUCGCUGCUGUGAGGAGGGAGCGCGCGGGUGUAGCCGCGGUGGCUAGCUGCGUCAGCGCGCGCAGGACACGCUGCAGGAGACAGCGGCGCGCUGAACUGGGUUAAAGGUGGAAAACGGAGAUUGUUUGGGGAUAAACGUCGUUAAGGUGGAAGUGAUGGCUCAGCAGGCGAAGGCGGGGCGGCGUUGCCUGCGGGCGUUUGUCAGCGGCUUCUUCGUCGCUGUCCCCGUCACGGUUACCGUCCUCGAUCGAUUCGCCUACGUGGCGCGAGUGGAGGGAGCGUCGAUGCAGCCCUUCCUGAACCCAGAGGGGGGGUCGGAGUGUGACGUUGUCCUGCUGAACCGGUGGAGUGUCAGGAACUACCAGGUCCAACGAGGCGACAUCGUCUCCGUCCUGUCCCCCAAGAAUCCCCAGCAGAAGAUCAUCAAGCGGGUCAUUGGCCUGGAGGGAGACUUCAUCAGGACACUGGGCUACAAGAACCGAUACGUUCGUGUUCCUGACGGUCACUUCUGGCUCGAGGGGGAUCAUCACGGACACAGUCUGGACAGCAACAGCUUCGGACCGGUGUCCGUGGGGCUGCUUCACGGUCGGGCCUCUCACAUCAUCUGGCCGCCAAAUCGUUGGCAGCAAAUCAAACCGUCUCUCCCCCCGAACCGAGGACCGCUGUACACUGAGGAAGAAGAGGGAUGAAGACACACUCACACACACUUUUUAUAACUAAUGUGUAAAUCUAAAAUGAAAUGUCUGGAAAAAUGGAGCUGAGUUUAAACCACACAUCAGAUCACUGUUAUUAUUCAUAGUCUUUUGUUCUAAAAUUUCAAUUUCAGGAGAAAAUUGUUCCACAACUGUUAAAUAAAAUGUUUGACUGUA